ACCACCAUCUGCCCAGCUUAUGCAACCUGCACCGACACUCCAGAAAGUUACUACUGCACUUGCAGACAAGGAUUCCUGUCCAGCACCGGAGAGACAGAGUUCAGGGGCUCAGGUGUGGAAUGCAAAGAUAUAGAUGAGUGUUCUCAAAACCCGCGACAAUGUGGUCACAACUCAAUCUGCAAAAACCUGCCAGGGAGGUACAAGUGCAGCUGUUUGCGCGGUUUUUCAUCUCCUACUGGAAACAACUGGAACCCUGGAAAGCCAGGUCGUUUCGCCUGUACAGACAUCAAUGAAUGCCUCUCCAGUGGAAUCUGCCCAGAGCAUUCUGAGUGUUCCAACUCCUUGGGAAGCUACAGGUGCAGCUGUCGUGCUGGGCUCUUCUCUAACAACUCCGCCUGUGAAGAUGUGGAUGAAUGUGUGGAUCCCAGAGCCUGCCCAGAGCAUGCGACUUGCCACAACAGCCCUGGAAACUACUAUUGUUUCUGCAACCCAGGAUUUGUUUCUAGAAGUGGAAACACGAGAUUCCUCGGUCCUGGAGGGACAUGUGAAGAUAUAGAUGAGUGUUCUCAAAACCCGCGACAAUGUGGUCUUAACUCAAUCUGCCAAAACCUGCCAGGGAGCUACUUUUGUACCUGCCACCAUGGCUUUGCACCAAGCAAUGGACAGCUGAACUUCACAGACCAAGCAGUGGGAUGCAGAGGAGAGCAGAGGUUCUUUGCAGAUAUUGAUGAGUGCUCCCAAGAUCCAUCACGGUGUGGUCCCGAUUCUGUCUGCACCAACGCCCCAGGCUCCUACAGCUGUAGCUGCGUUGUGGGCUUCCGUCCCAAUCCAGAAGGCUCCUGGAAACAUGGCAACUUCAGCUGCGAAAUGGUUCCCUUCAAGUGUAAAGAAGAUAUGUUACCCAACAAUGAGCAGGUCCAGCUAUGCCAAGAGAGAGCAGCGGUGGAGCCUGAAUAUGUUUCCUUUUGUGCACUAAUGAACACCACCUUCAGCAUCCUGGACGAUGCCUGUGAGGACAAAUCCACCGUCGUUUCUCCGAAGAAUACGGCUGAGAGUGUUACCUCUGUGCUUAAGCAAACGUCCACGUGGUCCACCUUCACCAAAGAAGAAACGUCCACCCUGGCCAUAGUCUUACUGGAGACCGUGGAGAACACCACGUUGGCAGCGUUCCUGAAAUCCUCAGAGAAUGUCAGUCAGUCUAUUCAGACGGAACGCCUAGAUAUUAAGACCCAAGUUAUCAACAAAGAAUGCGCUGAGGAGAACACCAUCUUUAACUUGAAAGCCAAAGGCGAUGAGAUGAAGAUUUGGUGCUCCACAAUUGAAGAAUCUGAAUCCACAGGGACCACUGGGGUGGCAUUUGUCUCCUUUGCGGGUAUGGAGUCUGUUUUGGAUGAGAGCUUCUUCCAAGACCCUCGGACCUUCUUGGGCAACUCCAAGAGGAAGCUGAAGAUGAAUUCUCGCAUCGCUGGGGGCAUCAUGACCGGGAAGAAGAAAGAUGGCUUCUCCGACCCAAUCAUCUAUACUCUGGAGAACAUCAAGCCAAAGCAGAAGUCUGAGAGCCCCAUCUGCGUUUCCUGGAGAACAGAUGCAAAGGGUGGUAGGUGGACGCCAUCUGGCUGUGUGAUGCUUGAAGCUUCCGAGACGCAUACUGUCUGCAGCUGUAAUCGAAUGGCGAACCUGGCCAUCAUCAUGGCUUCUGGGGAGCUCACGGGUUAA
This is a messenger RNA of Diceros bicornis minor, 1716 nucleotides long. Its product is annotated as adhesion G protein-coupled receptor E1-like. Gene Ontology annotation, biological process: G protein-coupled receptor signaling pathway. The annotation marks the transcript as partial. Gene Ontology annotation, cellular component: membrane. The record is from RefSeq and is a predicted model, not a curated record. The transcript is spliced from 14 exons. Gene Ontology annotation, molecular function: calcium ion binding; G protein-coupled receptor activity. NCBI's taxonomy places the organism in Eukaryota, Metazoa, Chordata, Mammalia, Perissodactyla, Rhinocerotidae.